This is a messenger RNA of Schistocerca gregaria, 5130 nucleotides long. Its product is annotated as SET and MYND domain-containing protein 4-like. The coding region runs from base 98 to 1573 and encodes 491 amino acids. The record is from RefSeq and is a predicted model, not a curated record. Gene Ontology annotation, molecular function: protein binding. The transcript has 9 exons. NCBI's taxonomy places the organism in Eukaryota, Metazoa, Arthropoda, Insecta, Orthoptera, Acrididae.
UCUGUGGGGACGCGAUCAUGUGAGCUGCUAUUUCUGGACGCCGGGUCGCGGAUGGCCGCAGUCUGCUCGUGGUCGCCGGCCGGAAGGGACAGCCGAGAUGGACUGGGACCCGGACGCAGUGCUGGCAGCGGUGCGCGGUCUGCCAGAGGCGGCGCAGCUGGCGGAGGAGGUGGCGGCCAUGCGCACCGACCAGGACAGGGUCGCCCGCGUGCUCAGGCUGCCCUGCCUCGCUAACCUCCGGUGGGAGCACCAGCAACCCGCAGAUACUGACGAGCAACCGGAAAAAGAUGGCGACAGUAACGCACAUGUCGACGACAUCUCUCAUAUGCAGGCGCAGCUGCUGGGUGGGCGCCACGCGGACGUGCCCUGCAUGUCGGCUGCUCUGCUGGUGCGUCGGGACCCGCAGCGCGGUCUGCACCUGGUCGCCGCGCAGGACAUCCCAGCAGGCAGCGUGCUGCUGGUGGAGGAGGCGUUCGCGUGGUCCCUGGCGGCCGAGGCGCUGGCUGACCACUGCACGCACUGCGCAACGCCUCUGCGAGCCCGUGUGCUGCCCUGCCCCACAUGCCGACAGGCGCUGUUCUGCAGCGCGUGGUGCCGUCGCCAGGCGCUCGACGCCUAUCACCGCCGCGAGUGCGUCCUGGGGCUGCGCAGCUUCCUAGAGUCGCCGCUUCUCGGCUGUGCGGCGCUGCUGGCGCUUCGGACCGUGUUCGCCGAAGACCGGGCCUGCGACACGGACUAUAGCGCGAGGCGGGUGCGCGACCAGGUGACGCACACAGAGCGACGCACGCCGAAUGACUUGCUGCGGCGAGCCGUGGCGGCCGCCUGCGUGGGUCGGCGCCUGCUGCCGGCGCCGGAGCAACGUGCUGAGGCAGAGCAGCUGGCCGGCCGCCUGCUGGCGCGCAUGCAGGCCUGCUCCUGCAACGCCUACCAGCUCUCCGAGCAGCUGCUCGCCUCGCCUCACGACAAGCAGGGCGAGCCGGUGGAGCUGGGCGGCGCCGUGUACCCUGCGGUGAGCCUGCUCAACCACGCCUGCUGGCCCAACGUGUCGCGCCACAGCGUCGGCCGCGCAUGCGUAGUGCGUGCCUCGCGGCCCGUGGCGCGCGGCGCCGAGCUGCUCGACAACUACGGGCCCAGCUUCCUGGCCGACAGCCGCGACGACCGCCUGCAGCAGCUGCGAGCGCAGUACUUCUUCUCCUGCACCUGCACGCCCUGCGAGCACGACUGGCCUCUCGUGCAUCAGCUGCCGCCCACGCGUUACAAAUGUCCGCAGUGCAAGAAGCCAGUAGAAAGCAACCUGACUGCAGUUCGCCGCUGUCCGCACUGUAAGAAGAAAGUCGACUUCAAGAAAACAGCAUGUAAGGUAGCCGAGUUCUCACAGUCGUACAGGGAAGCUGUCGCUAAACUUUUGGAAGGAAAGUUCGAUAUAGCUAUACAGCUGUGCGCUAAGAACAUGCAUUUCUUGGAUCCCAUCGUCAUUCACCCAUCCAUAGACUUUUUAAAAUGUCAACAGGUGCUGAAUCAGUGCUGGAGUCUUACUGGCAACACCAACGUCAUACAAGAUAAAGUUCUUUAACAUGAAAAGAUAAUGCUCGUAGGAACUGUAAAGCUACUAAUUUUUGCUGUGCUGUGUGUGUGUGUGUGUGUGCGUAUGGUUUUUUUAAGGAUGAUAUAAUUUAAUGCCUUAUGGUUGAUAUCCACAUGUGAAGUACCAGUUGAGCCAAAAGUAACAGAAAAAAAUCAAUGAUUGUGAGUGUCGUUAGUAGUGCGAUUCAGUCCCCCAGCAAAUGCGCAGUAAAUAUUAUUUUUUUUUAGUAAUGCCAUAUUACUGCAUUACUAAUGAAAUCCAGCAGCUCUGACAAGAGAACCGCGCCUACUCGACAAGGAUCAGGCAAGUCAUGAGCCAUUUAUGUCAGCGUAGCAUCCAGAUAGCGAUAAGAGUGCUGAACGGCAAUCUGAGCAUCGUGGAUUCGAGUCCCUAUAUGGAAAUUUUUUCUUAUAUGUUUUCAGUUAUUACAUUAUUUACAUUGUGUAUAAUCCGAAAUAAUGCUCAAUAUAUUGUAUUUAUUAAUAUUUUGAUAAAAGGCAUGAAAUUAAAGGCAAUGGGAAAUUUGGGACUCCAAAUUAAUUUCCACAAAAGGGUCAUACUUACAGCAUCCUCGGGGACUCUGCAGUUAAUUUUCCAAGAAGGGAUUGGAAUACUAGCACGCAGCGCUUUGUUACGCGUGGUCUGCUGUCAAAAUGUCCGAAGAGAGAGAACCUUUUAUGUGUGUAAACCACGUUUGUUUUUUUAGAGCAACUUUAGAACAACCAUGUAAUAGUGAAAAUACAGCGUUUAUAACGUGUACAAGAUGCCGCGAAAAUUAGUGCCUCAUCUGUUUUUACGACGAGUGUCUCUCCAGCACAUGUAAACCAUCAACUUUUAAAUAGUAAAAGAAUCCAAUUUUUCCUGAGUUCUUUUGUUCGUCUUACAAUCUCGCCUGGAAAAUUUAUUUGCAAUCGCUGACUGACCUUUGCUUUUCCUUUUCAUGUCUUUUAUUAAAAUAUUAAUGAAUACAAUAUACUGAACAGUCUGUGGUUUAUCUUCAGUGAAAGUAACAGAAAAAAAUGGAAAGAAAAAAUAUGAAUGCUUUCGCUUAUGGACUGUGCAAUUUUUCCGCUGCGCCUACCGUCGCCUGGAUGCUACGCUAACAUAAAUAGCACGAGUCGCCCAAUCCGCGUCAAAAAUGCUACUUUUUCUAAUCUCUCGGCUGUCUGGAGACGCCACUUCCAUCACUUUCAUUUCUGGUCAAGCAUUACAUAUACCAUAAAUUUGGACGAAAUCGGUGGCGACGAGUAGACGCGGUCCCCUUGUGAGAAUAUAAUGCUUGCUUUCCUGUGAGGAAACAAACCAGAUUAUUAAAAAAAAAAACACACACACACACACUACUGGUAAUAUUUUCGAGUUCAAGAUUUUUCACUUUCUCUGCUACUUUUGAUGCACUGGGAUGAUAUAUGUAAUAUGCAGUAACAAUAGUAAAACACACUUCUGCGUUAUACUGUAAAAGACAAUAAAUUUUUAAUCUCUGUUAAUGCUGCAUAUUUAAUGAUAAAAUCCUUCUGCCGUAUUUACAAAGGCUGGGCAGUCACUAUAGUUUAAUGUUCUGUUAACCCAAAAUUACGACAGCCCCAUAAAGUCUAAUCUGUUGGGGAUUAUGAGGAACUUUACAUGAAGAUACAAGCAAAAAUUGCAGGGUGCCCCAAAAAGAAUGAUUUGAUUUUAAAUUUGUAAUAAUAUUGAGACAAAUGUCACUAGGUAACUGAAACAGUGCUAGAUGUAAUCGGCAUGGUCUAGAAUUUCAGAAAAAAAAAUCCGGUAGAUGUCGCUACGAGCGCAUCCUCAGUUCCAACGUGCCUCAGCGUUGGAUAGGGCGUGCAGUACCGCGAGACCAGGCUUUACACUCUUGGGCUCCUACGUCCCCUGACUUCAUACCAUGUGGUUUCUUCCUGUGGGGAUAUGUUAAGCAACGUGUUUAGGUUCCUCCAUUACCUCGUGACAUUGAUUAACUAAAAAUCAGAAUAUCAGUUGCUGUACCUUCAGUGACAGUAAACACCUUACGCUCAGUUUGGGAUGAAUUGGACUAUCGGCUAGAUGUCAUUCGUGCAGCCAGUAGAGAACAUAUUGAACAUUUAGAGUGGAUUUUUGAAACUUUUGUCUUUUCUGAGUAAUUUAGUGUGCAAUUUCUUGGUGUUAAGCCCUUCUUCCUAAUUAAUAAUUCUAUUUAAAAUCGGGUCAUUGUUUUUGGGACACCCUGUAUUAUGCACCUGGAAUAGUUGCUGCUUUUUUGCUUGUGGUAUCUAAUUCAGGUUCCUUGUUCACGUUAUUUAUGUUGUGCGGCCGGGCGUGGAUCCUAGGGAUAAGUGGGUAAUGAUCUUCCGCAAAAAAAAAAGAAAAAAAGACACAAGUGUUUAUACACUACCGAUAAAUCAAAAAUUUAAAAAAAACGUGACACUCAUGACUAAGGCAUACUAUACUUGCACAGGGCACUAAGAGAGGGCAGUUAAUGUGAUAAUCAAAUCCACAGGAAUCACGUUAUCAGCCACGGGAUGUUGCAAGUUUCGCAGCAGUUGUUCAGCUACAGAGCCAGUUUGCCGUGGCAUACGGUACUCUAUCUGUGUCUGCAACAUUGUUAGACUGCCAUGACAGAAUGGACGUGAACCGUUUGCGAAGUUGAUGGAGACUGAGAGAUAGAGUAUAGUGUGUCUGUGUUCUCGCUUCGCACGCCCGGGUUCCCAAGUUCGAUUCCCGGCGGGGUCAGGGAUUUUCUCUGCCUCGUGAUGACUGGGUGUUGUGUGCUGUCCUUAGGUUAGUUAGGUUUAAGUAGUUCUAAGCUGUAGGGAACUGAUGACCAUAGAUGUUAAGAUGGUUUAUCACGAUUAACGGCAAACAGAUGAACAGGUUGAGGCUACAUGCGAUCCAUGUUGCGGAUUCAUUAUUGUGCACAGGCUGUGGAGUGUGUUAUCCCCAGAUGAAAUGUAUAACUUGUGUACCAAAAGUAAUGCUGUGAUGUGGCUUCGGGGGCGCACAGUGCAUUAUUUGUUUCACGACUAAGGACACUUUGGACUUCCGGAACUACUUGCAGUAACAACAGUGCAAGAUCCUCCAUAAUCCACAUUAUAAACACUAGUUCUCCAUUUACUUACCGAGUGCGCUUCACGAACGUCCGAGCAGCUGGAUCAUCACGGGUAGGGGAAGCUAGAAUUAAAAGAUGAUGAGCGAAUAAUGCACGAUUGAACGUGGGGUGUACUUUAGUCAGUAUGAAAGGUCAUACUUGAAUGAUUAGGGGAUGGGAGAGUUUCGUCGUAACCCUUUGCACAGUGCUGCGAUGUGUGUCUGCCUUUUUAUUUUUCGCCGUAACUGGGGGAGGAUCCUAGGCUGUUUUUUAUCCAGUCCAGCGAGCAGUGCAGUACCGGUUACUGGAGGUAUGGAUUCCACCCUUCGAUUUUGUUUCAUGUCUUCCUUACCCACAAAAUACACUUUUUUUUCUUUUGCUGCGACUAUAGUUAUAUAUUACGUUCUGUCAGUCCCCUCCAUACACUAAGCCCCCAAUUUGUUGCAACAAGUGCAGUAGUUAGUAUUAGUAUUUUUAUAUA